AUAGGCUUGCAGCUCAUGAUAUUAACACGAGGAACCUCGCAUCUUAACAUUCCUUUUUUGGUGGUGAAAAGGGUGCGCAGGAUAAGAGAGAAUCAUGAUCCGCAUAACUGCACGCAUAGACUCAGUGUAAAAGUGCAAAAUAGUCACCGAUUUGUCGUUGGUCAGCGUCACUCAUUCCCUCCAUCGCAUUUACUGUGCAAGGAAUCGAAGGCAGGCAUGGAGGGCUGCCCGUCUGGUUAUCGCCCCCAAGUUGGCGUGUGUCUCAUCAACUCUGAUAGUCAGAUUUUUGUGGCUUCGAGAUUAAAUGUUCCAGGAGCAUGGCAGAUGCCUCAGGGAGGAAUUGAAGAUGACGAGGAGCCCAAAUCUGCAGCCAUCAGGGGAUUGCAGGAGGAAACUGGAAUAGUAUCUGCUGAAAUUGUUGCUGAGGUUCCAAAAUGGUUGACGUACGAUUUUUCCCCUGCUGUCAAGGCCAAAGUGAAUCGUCUCUGGGGAGGUGAAUGGCAUGGGCAGGCACAAAAAUGGUUCCUUACGCGAAUGACCAAUGACGAUAGUGAGAUUAAUUUAGCAAAUGGCGGAGCAGACACAGAGUUUUCAGAGUGGAAAUGGGCAAGCCCUGAAGAAGUUAUUGAGCAGGCAGUGGAUUACAAGAGGCCUAUGUAUGAAGAAGUUGUGAGAACUUUCCAGCCUUAUUUGAAUUAAGAUGGAAAAGCUGCUAGAUCAUGUAAAUCAUCCAAGUGGUGAACUGCUCUGUUCUUGUAGUUACUCCCCCCCCCCCCCAGUGAUAUCCUUCACCUCUGGUCUCCAUAAAACUUUCUCCUCUGUAAAUGGAUAUGUCGGCUACAAUUUCAAAUUAGAGGCUUGCUUACUAAUUUUUUGUUGAACUCUUCAUGUGCCGUUACUUACUUUCCGGGUCUUGCAACUAAAAAAUGUAUAGUGUAACCAUAAAAGUGGAAUCCGUUUGGUUU
Molecule: messenger RNA, 965 nt
Organism: Tripterygium wilfordii
Lineage: Eukaryota; Viridiplantae; Streptophyta; Magnoliopsida; Celastrales; Celastraceae
Product: nudix hydrolase 25-like
Exons: 7
Coding region: 16-699 (227 amino acids)
Biological process (GO): nucleoside phosphate metabolic process; ribose phosphate metabolic process
Cellular component (GO): chloroplast
Molecular function (GO): guanosine-3',5'-bis(diphosphate) 3'-diphosphatase activity; bis(5'-adenosyl)-pentaphosphatase activity
Source: RefSeq, a predicted model, not a curated record